This is a messenger RNA of Raphanus sativus (radish), 1572 nucleotides long. RefSeq names its product protein DETOXIFICATION 1. Gene Ontology annotation, cellular component: membrane. Gene Ontology annotation, biological process: xenobiotic detoxification by transmembrane export across the plasma membrane. Gene Ontology annotation, molecular function: antiporter activity; xenobiotic transmembrane transporter activity. Lineage: Eukaryota; Viridiplantae; Streptophyta; Magnoliopsida; Brassicales; Brassicaceae. The record is from RefSeq and is a predicted model, not a curated record.
GGCAAAGACUUCAACACCUCUAAGACGACAAUGGAAGAGCCAUUUCUUCCGAGAGACGAGGAGCUAGUCCCCGGUAAAACGACAUGGCAAAGAGGUCAGCUCACCGUCGAACUGAAGAAAACAAGCCUCUUAGCCGCUCCUAUGGCCAUAGUAACCUUUGCUGAAUACUUAUUGCCUGUCAUCUCAGUCAUGGUCGCCGGCCACAACGGCGAGCUUCAGCUCUCCGGCGUCGCUCUUGCCACCUCCUUCACAAAUGUCUCCGGUUUCAGUAUUUUGUAUGGUUUAGUGGGUGCUUUGGAAACUCUUUGUGGCCAAGCUUUUGGAGCCAAACGUUACGAAAUAAUCGGAACCUACACAUACUCUGCAAUCGCCUCUAACAUCCCGAUCUGUCUCCUCAUAUCAAUUCUCUGGAUUUACAUCGAAAAGCUUUUGGUCUCCCUCGGACAAGACCCGGACAUCUCUAGAGUUGCUGGCUCCUACGCCUUUUGGCUAAUACCGGGUUUGUUCGGACAAGCUAUUGUUAUACCACUCACUAGGUAUCUUCAGACACAAGGGUUGGUUAUCCCUCUGCUCUAUACUGCCGUAGCCACUUUGUUCCAUAUCCCAGUUUGCUGGACUAUGGUUUCUGUGUUUGGUCUGGGAAGCAACGGAGCUGCUAUGGCUAUUAGUGUGUCUUUCUGGUUUUAUGCAUUGAUACUCGCAUGCUAUGUGAGAUUCUCCACCUCUUGCGAGAAGACUCGCGGCUUAGUAUCUGGUGACUUUGUGUCUUGCGUCAAACAAUUCUUCCAAUAUGGAAUCCCAUCAGCAGCAAUGGUUUGCCUAGAAUGGUGGCUAUUUGAGUUAAUCGUACUCUGCUCAGGUCUUCUCCCUAAUCCAAAACUUGAGACCUCUGUUCUUUCGAUAUGUUUUACAGUAGCAGCUUUGCACUAUGUAAUUCCAGGUGGAGUGGCCGCGGCUGUGAGCACACGUGUGUCUAACAAUUUGGGAGCUGGGAAUCAUCAAGUUGCUAGGCUAUCAGUAUUAUCAGGGCUUUGUCUCUGGCUUGUAGAGUCAAUUCUCUUCACGACACUUCUCUUCACCUGCAAGAAUAUCGUAGGCUACAUGUUUAGCAACAGCAAAGAAGUUGUGGACUAUGUGGCUGACCUAGCUCCUUUGCCCUGUCUUUCUUUCAUCCUUGAUGGCUUUACUGCAAUUCUAAAUGGUGUUGCUAGGGGAAGUGGUUGGCAAAAAAUUGGAGCUUGGAACAAUGUGGUGGCUUAUUAUCUCAUAGGAGCUCCGGUUGGAGCUUACUUAGCUUUCUAUCGUCACUUUAACGGAAAAGGAUUGUGGUCCGGUGUUGUGGUUGGAUCCGCUGUGCAAGCCAUUAUACUUUCUAUCAUCAUAAGUUCAAUUAAUUGGAAGGAACAGGCUGAGAAAGCUAGGAAGAGAAUAGUAUCAACUGAGAAGGGGUUGUCAUAAACGAAGGGUGUUUCUUAGUUACUCCAUUUUGUUUUCUUAACUUUUGAUAUAGAAAUGUAAUAGUUUAUAGUUAUAUGAUCAAACAAAUGAAUAAAAAACCUCAUUGGUUCCAAA